AUGGAGGUGACUGCGGGAAAUUUUGCUGCUUUGCUACCAUGGAUCCUCUACCAGAUUUCUUGCAGCAAGUUUGUUGCUAUUGACUUGGAGUUCUCCGGCAUUGCGAUUGCCCCAAGCUCCCAGGCCCAGAAAGACCAAUCCCUCCAGGAACGAUAUACAGACGUCAAGGCUGCGGCCGAGAGAUACCAGAUUCUUCAGAUCGGUCUGACAAUAUGUCAGGAAGAUAGUGCCACUGGCACCUACAAGAUGACGCCUUACAACAUCAACCUGAGCCCAUUUGUGGACCGGGCAUUGGACGUUAACCGUGACUGGACCUUUAUGAGCUGGUCCAUGGAAUUCCUAAUGAAUCACCAAUUCAGUAUGGAGAUUUUGUGCAAGUACGGUGUGCGGUAUCUCUCUCGAGAUGAGGAGGCCCAAUGCUUGAUCAUAGCGAGCCAGAGAUACAAUCGCACGAGCGCAAUUUCUGCAGUCGAUGUGAAGGCAGCGGACAAGGAGACAAUCGAUUUUCUCCAAGCUGCGCGUCGAAUGAUCAACUGGUGGCUUGCCCAGAGUGAUACAAAGCGCAGCGAAUACCUCAACAUCCCACCACACAGCAAACACAAGGUCCUCAAGGCCUUAUGUCCAGUCCUCCCUGAGACCUUGAAUAACAUGGAGAAACGACUUGUACAUCAGCUUAUCACCGCUGAGUAUCCAAAGCUCAAGUCGAGAAGCCGGCCCAUGUUCGUCCAAAUUGAGGUCGCCGAUCCUGUCAAGGACAAGGACAUGAAUGAAGGAAAGACAAACUCCCUAAAGACGUUGAUCCGCGGACACGUGGGAUGCCGGUGGAUUGUCGAGGCACUCAUCGGAGGAGACCUGUCAGAGCUCCCUGACAAGACCUUUAGUUCAUUCAUAAGGCAAGUAGGAACACCGCUGUUCGCAGAGGCAGACCUUGCCAAUAAUUUGCGGAAGCACCUCCAAGAGAACCGGCCAGUCCUGGUCGGGCACAACUGCUUCAUGGAUCUGGCCUUCCUUUACAGUGGUUUCAUCGGACAACUGCCGGAUUCCGUGGAGGAAUUCCAGACAACUAUCCAUAGUGUGCUUCCCAAUGUUGUUGACACCAAGUACCUUGCAACUCACGAUGCGGGUUCUAUCAAUCCAUCUUCUUCCCUGGAGGAGAUUAACCGCAAGUUGGUAAAAAUAUCGGCUCCAAAGAUUGAAAUUGAUUCUAUGCACCAGAAGUAUAUCUUCCGAAGCAGCGCCCAUGAAGCCGGUUAUGACAGCAUGCUAGCUGCGAUCGCCUUCAUGAAACUGUCAGUCCAGCUCCAAAAGGGUCCGAUUCAGUACAGCAGCCCGGGAGACCUGGAAAGCAUGAAGAUCGGAGUUGCGCGAGAGAAACCUCAAAUUCAACAAAUGGAGCAACGGAUGGUUGAAGAUCUGAUGAUGCAAGAAAAAAAAGCAUUGCCGGAAGACACCAUUGACUUGAUUGAAUUCAGUGACAGUGAGAGUACGAAGCCAGUCCAACGAGCUGCUUUAACCGAGGCCAAAAUAGGAGAAAUUGCACAAAAGGUGCCGGGCGAGGAGUUGGUACCUCAGGUGGAUAGCGAGUUCUGGCGCACUUACGGAAACAAAUUGCGGGUGUUUGGCACGAUCGAGCGGGUUAUGCAUCUUAACUGA
This is a messenger RNA of Penicillium pulvis, 1653 nucleotides long. RefSeq names its product CAF1 family ribonuclease. The record is from RefSeq and is a predicted model, not a curated record. Gene Ontology annotation, cellular component: cytoplasm. Lineage: Eukaryota; Fungi; Ascomycota; Eurotiomycetes; Eurotiales; Aspergillaceae. Bases 1 to 1653 code for a protein of 550 amino acids. The transcript is spliced from 5 exons. Gene Ontology annotation, molecular function: poly(A)-specific ribonuclease activity; RNA binding. Gene Ontology annotation, biological process: nuclear-transcribed mRNA poly(A) tail shortening.